AUGGAAACCCACGGAAACCCAAACAACCCUGCGCCGUUCAGCCCUGGACCCCAACCAGGCCCGCAAAUUGGUGCCCUAAGAGAAGUCAUGGUGCCAGCCCCUGCUAGUAAGCCGCUGUCAGUUAAGGACCCUCAAGCACAGAAUGCAGAAACAGAAGAGCCUGUUGCGGCGGCGUCUCAUUCUGACCCACGGAAGAAAAUCCUACUAGCCGUGCAAGUAUUAGAAGAUGAAGUCAAAGAGCUGAACAACUUACUAUCGGAUUCUGUCACUAUGAAUCUUGACCGACGCCUCAAACUUAUCAAAGGUCUUAUGGAGGAGACCAAUCAAAAGGUUGGCCAGAUUGAUGAUGACAGAGCUCAGCCUAAGUCUAAGCCCCAGAAAGAUGAUCCUGCCAUGGUCAAGGCUGACCAACAAGACGACGAGUUGGUUUGCAGCGUGAAGCGCUGUAGUAUGGCAUCGUGGUCAAAAGAACAGCCCAAACCUGAACAUGUUAUUGCCGCCCAUUAUCUUUCCCCAGCUAUGAUCAAUACUACAAGUGAAGUAAGAGUAGCGGGGAAGGGUAAUACCGACCGUCAAGAGCGACCUCAGAGGGUAGAACUGGCAUCUGAUGUUUUAAUUCACGAACUAGAGGACAUUGCGGGCAUUGACCUCGAAACGCAAGCAUCUGUACUAUUGGCGCCUCCCUACAAACUGUUCAUCAAAUACUACGAUGGGAUAUGCGACAGGCUAUUGUUUCUUCAGAACAAUAUACCGUCAGAAUGUAAGAAAUCUGACGAUCCAUAUGAAAUGACAUUUCCGUCAGCCGAUGACGCAAACAGGCCAGAGAAACAAUCAAGUACGGAAGGCGAGCCACCUGAGAGCAAAAAUAACAAAUCAAGCGACAUAAAUGACGACGCAUCGACGAAGCGCAACAAAUGGAUCACCCGUAUGGACCAUCUGAAGCUUCUCAAGGAAUUUAUCGAUAGCGAAUUAACACCACAACUCAAGGUCUUUGCCAAGGCCAAAACUAGUGAUCUUGAAAAGAUCGCCUUCGAGGACUUGUGGUUCUUGUUCUCUGCGGGCGAUGUAGUCUUCUUCAAAGACAGAGGCUAUGAUCGACUAGGCAGAGUAUACGCAGUAACUGGGGGCCAGCAGCGGAAGCGGCGACAUUUGACGCGCUUCGAUCCCUUCGAGGACGCCAAAGGCAAGUCUACUGAAGGAUACGCCUACAACUCGACACGAGGGUCCUGGACCUCACUAACCGUCAACUACUACACAAUGGAAUAUGAUGGCUACUAUCUCGGUCCCAAUGAUGCAUGCAAGCACAUUAGGCAUUAUACUGGAGAACGAAACAUCACAGACCUCCCCAUCUUUCCACUCAGGUUCCACAAAAUGAAAGCCGAGAUAGAGGGACGUCUCAUAGAAAGGGGCAAGAGGUACUGCUCGUCAUAUGGACACAAAAGCUAUAGUGGUACCACUUGUCCAAGUGACAAUAAGGAAUCCCCUGAGGAGAUAUUUGGUGACAUGUUCGUAGACUUCAAGGACUACUACCGCAUGCCCCCAGGUUGGACUCCCUAUGACUAUCGGUCCAGAAAUAUUUACCCACCUUCUAGACCCGAGUUAGGUAAUAUACGCCCCCUAGAGUCAGAUCCCUCUGAGACUCAGGAAAUUUUUUCUAGCGAUACUCAAUACCAUCUGUACGACAAAGAGGUGGACGAUAAAUCGUUCGACGAUUUCAUGAUGUCUCAUCUGAAUGAGCUUGAGGUUGUUAAGCUUGAAACAGACCAAGUACCAGUUGAAAGUUUGUUACUACUCCCUCAUUGGGUCCCUGCGUACUUCUUUCGCACUCGUCGCUAUGAACGCGUUGAUGUGGACAAGAUACAAGAUAUUGACAAGAGUGAUGAAGCUAGGGACAGCAGCUUUGAGAACCUAGUGAUUUUGGAUAGCCAUCGGAGCCUUUUGCUGGGUCUCGUCAGAAACCUUGUAGUGGGAUCGAAGUCAGAUACCGGAGCCCCAGGCGUCGGGGACGUUUCAACACAAAUCGAUAUCGUUCGGGGCAAAGGACGUGGCCUGAUCAUUCUCUUACAUGGGCCACCGGGAUCUGGAAAGACCAGCACUGCUGAGACACUCGCAGCAUAUAGCAGACGACCACUCUAUCCAAUCACAUGCGGAGACCUUGGCACCAGCCCUGAUGCUGUGGAAAGGACUUUGGUGGAGCACACAGAGAGGGCUCAACGAUGGGGCUGUGUCUUACUUUUAGACGAAGCAGACGUUUUCCUAAGUCGUAGGGACUGGCGAGAUACCGACCACAAUGCUUUAGUAUCUGUUUUCCUCCGCCAGCUAGAGUACUAUUCCGGAAUCUUGUUCCUGACCACAAACAGAGUCGGCGUUAUGGACGAAGCAUUCAAAUCCCGUAUUCAUGUGUCCUUGGCAUACCCAAACAUUAAAUUGCAAGACACACUACAGAUAUGGGAGGGUAUCCUAAACCGACUUGAAAAGGACAAUCAAACAGCGAAGAUCAGAGUCAAAUUCGAUAGAAGCGCUCUUCUUUCUUUUGCCAAGAGACAUUACAAGUCUCACGAAAGUACCAACAGUACCUGGAAUGGCCGACAAAUCCGCAAUGCGUUCCAACUAGCCAUUUCUUUAGGACAUCACGAUCGUGAUCAGAAGCUGCGAGCUGCAAACUUGAACGAUGAACAGGCCAUAGCAAGUGGGGUGAAAAAGUGGGCAUCAGUCAGGCUGACCACCUCCAACUUCGACAACAUUGCAACAACGGCGAGAGAGUUUGAAGACUAUCUCCAAAACACCAGGGGGCAUGACAGUGAAAUAGCAAAGAAUCUGUCUUUGCGGCAUGACGAUGACACCGAAGACAUCCCAGCAUCACCACUGUUUAACAGAACGCAAAAGGAGCACAAAGAGCAGAGCAGAGCUUACUUAACCCCUAGGCAUAACAGCCAUGAAAGGGGCACAUCGAGGUCUAGUCCUGGCUAUGGCUCGGGUCGGUUACGUCCAGGCUGGCAGCAUGAGAGCACUGCGGAGUCAAGUAGACAGAGACGAAAUCAAGAAAUCGCAGAUAAACAGGAUAGCAACAACCAAGAGGAGGAAGAUGAAGCUGAUAUUAUUGAUGAUGAUUCCUCUGAUGAGGAUUAA
Molecule: messenger RNA, 3129 nt
Organism: Fusarium verticillioides 7600
Lineage: Eukaryota; Fungi; Ascomycota; Sordariomycetes; Hypocreales; Nectriaceae
Exons: 7
Coding region: 1-3129 (1042 amino acids)
Molecular function (GO): ATP binding; ATP hydrolysis activity
Source: RefSeq, a predicted model, not a curated record